Vidua chalybeata is the source of this 4014-nucleotide messenger RNA. RefSeq names its product karyopherin subunit alpha 7 (gene KPNA7). Gene Ontology annotation, molecular function: nuclear import signal receptor activity; protein binding. The record is from RefSeq and is a predicted model, not a curated record. Gene Ontology annotation, cellular component: cytoplasm; nucleus. Gene Ontology annotation, biological process: NLS-bearing protein import into nucleus. The coding region runs from base 2345 to 3898 and encodes 517 amino acids. NCBI's taxonomy places the organism in Eukaryota, Metazoa, Chordata, Aves, Passeriformes, Viduidae. The transcript has 16 exons.
AGGUGCAUAUAAUGAUCUUGCUCCUAACACAAAUCUUUUGCCACACAGGAAGCCUGUGAGGAAGGCUGCCUUUCUGAAGGCUGGAUCCAGAGUUCACUGAAUUAAUUGGAAGUAAUCCCUGACAUUUUGGACAACUCUAGAUCAGACCAUAAACCAGCUGAGAAGUGCUUCAUGGAUUAUCAGUCCUUUCCAGAAGUUACACUCUUCUCCUUGGAAAUGUUAUCAUGGGUGGUCUUGAUGGAAAAGCACUGCAGACUCUAUUGGGGAAUGUUAAAGUGGCUUCAUAAAUCUGUGCACAAACUGAAGUGGCAGAAUGAGAGGGACAGUGCCUUGGAGGGCAGUAGAGACCAUGGAAAAGUCUACCAGAUAUCUUUGCUGACUUCCUGAGGAGGAUCCUGGAACACAUCACCUUUCUCCUGGUCAGAGCAGCAAGGCAGGAGAUCUGCAGUGAGCACACAGUUCCCCAGACUUCACAGUGGAGUUUCCAGAACUCAGCAUGUCCCGUCAGGAGCAGAAUAAUACCACAGAAACCAUGGCCAGCCGGAGUCCUGAAUGCUGAGAACUGUGAUUAACUCCUCAGGAAUCUCUCUGAAGCAAGUCAUAUUUUCUGGGCUUUUUAAGUGCCUACAUUUCCGAGUGAUCCCAUUUCUUGGCUGGGAAGAGGACCUGAAGAACACUUUGCCUUGAAAAGCACAACAGAAUCCCACAGCCACAGCAGGAGCUGUUUCAACUGAAACUAUGGAAAACCAUACUUCUUUCUUCAUCCUCUUUUUCCUCCUCCUUCUUUUCUCUCCCAUAGAGAUGGGCUGACAGAGCUGUUCAGCCUGGAGAAGAUAAGACUCUGGGGAGACCUGAGAGACCUUUCCAGUGCCUAAAGGGGCUCCAAGAGAGCUGGAGAAGGACUUGGGACAAGAGCCUGCAGGGACAGGACAAGGGGGAAUGGCUUCCCACUGCCAGAGGGCAGGGUUUGAUAGGAUACUGGGAAGGAAUUUUUCCCUGUGAGGGUGGGGAGGCCCUGGCACAGGUUGCCCAGAGAAGCUGUGACUGUCCCUGAAUCCCUGGAAGUGUCCAAGGCCAGGCUGGAUGGGACUUGGAGCAGCCUGGGAUAGUGGAAGCUGUCCCUGACCAUGGCAGGGAGUUGAAAUGAGAUGAGUUUUAAGGUCCUUUCCAACCCAAACAAUUUCAUGAUUCUCUGAACUGACACAUGCCCAUGGCUCCCUGGCUGCAGAGGAACAGGGGCAGAAAAGCAGGACCACAUUUUUGAGGCUGCUCCACUAAAUUAAAGGAAACCACAAACUGAACCUUCAGCCUCAGAAAAUCCAGCUGCAGUGCUCGGCUCUGCCUCUGGCUCAGCAGUAAGGCAGAGAUAACAAUAAAUCCCUUCUCCCACCUUCUGCAUGUCCUGAUUAGACAGACUGUAGCAGAUGGGGGCUGUCAUUAUUCCGUGCCUGUUCCGUGCCUGGCACAAAGCGGCUCCGAUCCCGGCUCCCGCCCGAGGUGGCUGCACCAACAAUAGCUCUGACAAGAAGCUGGUGCUGCUGCUGGGGAGGUCACAAGCUGCCCAACCUCUGCCACUCCAGGGGGGACCAGUGCAGCCUGUGGAGUUAGCACUGCUCCCUCACAGAUUGUGUGCCAGGAGGAUGGAUCCCAACUGAACAAGGAGGAAUUUCCAGGCUCCAUCCCUGCUACACUCAGGAAUGCUGCACAUCCAUGAAGGCAUGAAGCUGUGUCAGGGAGAUUUAGGCUGGAUAUGAAAGAAAGGUUCUUCCCCCAGGGGGUGCUGGGGCACUGAAGAGGCUCCCCAGAGAAUGGGCACGGCCCCAAGGCUGCCAGAGCUCCAGGAGCAUUUGGACAGUGCUCCCAGGCACAGGGUGGGAUUGUUGGGGUGUCCUGGGCAGGGCCAGGAGCUGGACUCUGAUCCUCAUGGGUCCCUUCCAAUCAGGACACAUCAUGAUUUUAUAGACCACCAGCAGUUACAUCAUCAGCUGUUUCAGGAACCCACAUGGAUAUUUCCUUGGUGUUAGUGUAACUAAUAAGUAAAAUGAAUUUGUUGAUGUUCAUUUGAUGGAACUACACUGUUGCUGACAGAGAGGACAUUGUGUGAGAGCAGCAUUCAGGGGCUGGCAGGGACCCCUUCCUCUGCUUCUCUCCAUCCAGCUGAGGCUCUCCUCUCACAGAGGGGUUGCUCCAACCAGAUUCUGUGCCUGUGCAGCACCCCAGGAUGGACCCCAGGGUGUUCCUGCCUCGUCUCUCCCUGCCACAAAGAUGCCACAUGACCAGUACCUUUCUCCACAUGCAGUGAAGAGCACGUGAGGGUUCCAGCACCUCUCUCAACUCUGCCAAGAUGCCGGUCAGGAAGCACAGUGAGCACAUGAAGUUGUUCAAGAACAAGGGCAAGGAUGAAACUACCCUGCGGAGGCAGAGAGUGGAGGUGAACGUUGAGUUGAGAAAAGCCAAGAAGGAUGAGCAGAUCCUGAAGCGCAGAAACAUUUCCAUUAAUUUGAAGGAGGAGAAUCCCUCUCUGGGACAAGACAAAUCAGCUGAGGUGAUCAUUCAGCUGUCCUUGGAGGAGAUUGUGGAAGCCGUGAAUGGGGAAGACACCCAGCUGCAGCUGCUCGCCACCCAGGCCACCAGGAGACUUCUGUCCAGGCACAAGGACCCCCCCAUCAAUCAGAUCAUCGAGCUGGGGAUCAUCCCCAAGAUGGUGGAAUUCCUGGGCCGUGCUGACAAUGCUGCCCUACAGUUUGAGGCAGCCUGGGCACUGACCAACAUUGCCUCUGGCACCUCGGAGCACACCAGGGCUGUGGUGGAGGGAGGGGCCAUCCCGGCCUUCAUCUCCCUGCUGUCCUCCCCACACAUGCACAUCAGCGAGCAGUCGGUGUGGGCCCUGGGCAACAUCGCAGGGGAUGGCCCUAUCUACAGGGAUGCUCUUAUUGCUCGUGAUGUGAUUCCUCCUUUGCUGGCUCUGGUGUCACCUGCAACUCCAAUUGGGUUCCUGAGGAACAUCACCUGGACGCUGUCAAACCUGUGCAGGAACAAGAACCCCUGCCCUCCCUUGGAUGCUGUGCAGAAGAUUCUGCCAGUCCUUGUCAUCCUCCUGCAGCACGAGGACAAGGAUGUCAUCUCUGACUCCUGCUGGGCUAUUUCCUACCUGACAGAUGGCUGCAAUGAUCGCAUCCAAAUUGUGGUGGAGACAGGGAUUCUCCCAAGGCUCGUGGAACUCAUGGACAGCCCAGAUUUGAUUGUUAUGACUCCAGCUCUCCGUGCCAUCGGGAAUGUGGUCACAGGCACAGACCGGCAGACCCAAGAAGCCAUCGAUGCCGGCGCCCUGGUUGUCCUGCCCCGGCUGCUGAGGCACACCAAGUCAGUGAUCCAGAAGGAAGCAGCAUGGACACUCAGCAACAUUGCAGCAGGGCCUUCCCACCAGAUCCAACAGAUCAUCACCUGUGGGUUAUUGCCACCUUUGGUGGAGCUGCUUGACAAGGGAGAUUUCAAGGCUCAGAAGGAGGCUGUGUGGGUAGUGGCCAACUUCAUGACUGGAGCAACAGUGGAUCAGGUGGUGGAGCUUGUCCGUUCCGGGGUCCUCAAACCUCUGCUCAACCUGCUUUUGGUCAAAGACAGCAAAACCAUCCUGAUCAUCCUGGACACCAUUUCAAAUCUCUUCCUGGCAGCUGAGAAGUUGGGAGAGACAGAGAAGUUGUGUCUGCUGGUGGAAGAACUUGAUGGUCUGGAGAAAAUUGAGGACUUGCAAAACCAUGAGAAUGACAUGGUCUACAGAGCUGCCUUGGACAUCAUAGAGAAAUACUUUUCUGGUGAGGAGAAUAUAAACCUGGAGCCCCAGACUGGCCAAGAUGGGCUGUAUGAUUUCUCAGUGAAGAAACAAGACUUCAACUUCUGAAGAUGAAGCAUGACACAGCUGUAAACUGGUGGGUGGAGGUACCUUGGAAGAUCUCAGACAUCCAAACCAUGAGGAGCAGAGAUGCUGAGCCUUUUUACUUCUGAAACUUGUCAAUA